This is a messenger RNA of Plasmodium gonderi, 420 nucleotides long. RefSeq lists its product as hypothetical. The transcript has a single exon. The record is from RefSeq and is a predicted model, not a curated record. NCBI's taxonomy places the organism in Eukaryota, Apicomplexa, Aconoidasida, Haemosporida, Plasmodiidae. The coding region runs from base 1 to 420 and encodes 139 amino acids.
AUGCUCAAAACAGUGAGAAACUAUUUCAUGUUAAGUUUUAAAAGGAAUUAUCGACAUUAUUCAAGAAAGAAAAAUAUAAACAACAUAAAUCGAAAAAUAAACGACCCAUAUAGUGAUCUGUACAAAAUGAAUUUUUAUGGAAAUAACUUCAAAAGACUCCCAAAUAAGAAAACCAGAUCAAAUGAAUAUGAAAUGAUUAGAACAUCCAACAAUACCUUUUCCUAUUCUUCACCUUAUCCUCCUAAUAUUAAUCACACCUUAAAACCAUAUCCUGAUUCGGCUAAGGAUUUCUAUUAUGAAAACAGAAAAUACGUAAUGAAAUACAAAAAUGUGGAGUACAUACCUAUUAAGAGAAUGGUGUAUAGGGGGGCUUCCAAAAGAAAAAAUUGGGAAACAUACUACGUGCGGGUUGAAAAAUGA